Linderina pennispora is the source of this 1374-nucleotide messenger RNA. RefSeq lists its product as uncharacterized. The transcript has a single exon. Bases 84 to 1097 code for a protein of 337 amino acids. Lineage: Eukaryota; Fungi; Kickxellomycota; Kickxellomycetes; Kickxellales; Kickxellaceae. The record is from RefSeq and is a predicted model, not a curated record.
UUCAUUUUGAAAUCGCCUGUGCAUUUGCUUUUUCAGUCAGCAACAUUCAUUUUCCGACCCAAUUCAACUUCGCUUUAGUCAAAAUGGAGAGUGCGUUCGCGAGGCUGUACCGCACAUCGAAGCUGGCGAGCUUUGACCCGAAGAUCAAGCAGGUGUACACAACGUUCUCGGAGGCAGCAACACACGGCGACUGGGGCCUGAAGCGCACGAUGCCGUCCAAGGUGCACACGCGUUUGGUGACGAUCGGGUCUCUGGAUACCAAGGAGCAGAUCACACCGUUUGAGAGCGCGAACCAGCAGGUGAUGAUGGUGAACGCGUGGAAGGAGAACUUCCCCGAGUCGCGGUCGCCGCGCUCGGCGCCAGCCAGCAACAGCAUGUUCUCGGCAACGCUGAGCCGCUUCGACGGCGAGCAGGCGGAGGAGGCGGAUGCCAAGAGCUCAGGACCAGUGCGUAACAUCGGCCUGAUGACACGGAAGCAGUGGGAGGAGUUUUUGGACGAGGCGCGGGCGCGGCGCGGCGAGUGGAAGCAGGCAGUGAAGGACGGCAAGGUUGUAGUGGAGGAGGCGCUGUCGUUUAUGAAUGCGACCAACAUGCGGAACACGUCCGAGGACGGCAUCCACAACUCGCCGACCUACCACGACUACGUGCCAGCGAGUGAGGAGCUGCAGGUGCAGGGCCGUGUGCUGAACCGUGCGGCUGGCGGCUAUGCUGUUGCUGUGCAGGGCAUUAUUGCGUACCUGCCGCUGCCAAGUCACUCGGCCGAGGAGGGCUUCCAGUACCGCGAUGUCAAGACGUUCUAUGUCGCGUCGGCCAAGUUUGACAGCCACGGCAAGCCCGAUGUCAUUCUGUCGACACGGCCGCGUGGCACGCGCGAGUCAGCGCUGGUGUUUGAGACCGGAUCGAGGGGUGGAUUCUCGUACUCCAAGGGAAGAAACGCGAAGCCGAGCGAGCUGCAGUCGGCCUACCUUGGAAGGAUCAAGGAGCUGCUCCAUUCCAGCAACAUGGCUGGUGUGACCAAGAAGGGUGGAGCAAAGACGAAGCCCACCGAUCCUGUCGCCGAUGCCAUUGAUCUGCUCAACAAGCCUGACCGCAAGUAAAAACACAUUCAAAACGUCGUUGGAGGCAACAAAUAUAUUAAAAUUCUUUGUCUAGAGUUCCUCGCGAGCAGUGGAUCUGUCGUCGUAAGUCUGGAUGUGCGCGUUGCGCACAAUAUUGGCAACCGGUGGCUCAGUGGUGGCAGAGUCGAUGAUAUGGCGCAGGUUGGGCGUGAACGGUAGAGGCGUGAAGAUGCGUGUGUCGGAUGCGGUCGUGGUCAUUCCGGGCCGGUAUGUAGUCUCCAUUGUCAGCGUGAUGGCUGGCACCGGCGUGCGGACU